GCUCCUUUAGGCCUGAUGAGGCUUGCAAAUCGCCCAUCUGGCUUCGAGAAAGCAUGCUAGCCUGGCCCCUUCCCGUUUAAUGCCAACGCACCGUGCAGCGCCUGCCCCAGCUAUGCCUUCCUUCACCUUUACAAACGAAGUGGAAAGUGCCCAAAGGCACGCAGGGACCUGCAAACGCGUCGCUCUUGCUAUUAUAAGCAUUAGGUACCUCAUCCUUUCCCCAAACAUUCGCUGUCCCCAUUGUUCUCUCUACCACAAUUCCCAUUCACCUGCACCAACAUGUGGUCGUCGCUAGUGCUACCGCUGCUUGCGCUUUCCUCGCUCACAGUCUCAGCCCUCCCUCAAGGUCGUCGAUGCAAUUGCGAGCAACACCCGGUAUGCAUCAUUGGCGCAGGCCCUGCCGGCCUAGCUGCUGCCGGUCGGUUAGAAGAGAAGGGCAUCAAAGCAGUCAUGUUCGACCGUCAAGAGGAAGUUGGUGGUAAAUGCCAGGCUUGGUAUGAUGACCAAGGCAUCUUCCACCCACUCGGCGCCGCCUUUUUCUCCAAUGCGACGUACACGAACACUAUCGACAUCCUCAACCAGACCAAUGUCUCGAUCGAACCCUUUGCGCUUGCCGGUGCGCGCGAAAUGUACCGCUAUAAUUACACCGACGGCGACAUCAUGGUCAACCCCGCCCUGACCCCGCAAUUCACCGCGCAGGUAUCUGCAGAAAUUCCGAGGUACAUUCAGCUGUGGACGCAGCGCUUCCGACCGAUUAGUGUCGUGAACUACAAGAAUGGUGUACCAGACGAAUUUACCGUAUCGGGCGCAGAAUGGUUCCGCCAGAACAACUUCACUGCGCUGCCCAUCCUUCUCGUGAAUCCUGUCGCGCUCUACGGUUAUGGCGAUAUCAACAUUGUCCCAGCGCUGUACAUUCUGCAGUACUUCACCCCGGAUAUCCUCACGGCCUUUAUCGGCUUACAUAGCGUGUACUACAUGGACUUCCACAAGAUGUUCGUCGAGUACGCCAAGAACCAGUUGUGCAAGACUCCCAUACACACUUCUUCCGAAGUGCGUUGCGUCGACCGGUCCGGCGACCACCCUGUCGUGACUUACACUACACCCAUGAAGAAUGGCAGCUACGUCUCCUGGGAGAAGCAAGAAUGCUCUUCAGUCAUUUUUGCAUUCCCGCCAAGCAUCGAGAACCUCGAGCGCGUUGGUGUAGACAUGACAGAGCAGGAGCACGACACCUUCAACAACAUCACAACGCACCAAUACUACUCUUCCGCCGUAGAGCUCGAACUACCCUUCGGCGUCUCCUACAUCGCCAACAGCUCCGACGAGACAGUCCCGCCACCCAACGACGGCGAGCCCGUAGCCGUCCUGCACUUAAGCAAAGAAUCCAACGUCUCCGUAGCCUGGUCCUGGGGCCCCUACGACUUCCAGACUGAAGCCGCAGCCGAGAACCUCCUGAUCGACAGCUUGUCCAAAAUCAACAAGGACCCACGCAAUGCCACGGAGCCAUCGCAGCCCUUCUGUGACGACGACGUCAAGGCCUUCAAGAAGUGGGAUUACUUCCCGCAUUUUGAAGGUGACGCGCUUUCCAACGGCGCGUAUGCUAAGCUGAAUAAGCUGCAAGGCCAGAAGAAGACGUACUACGCUAGUGGACUCAGCGGCAUGGAAAUUGUCGAAUGGGCCAUUCGCGGUGGACGCGAUGUUGUCGACACGUACUUCUAAGCGCUUAUCACGAAUUUCCUUGAUCGCUCACUAUUCCGUUGCUAUGGUUUGAGUACCACAUUGCACUGCAUGACGGAUGAGCAUACCGUGCUGAACUGGACCUCGGUCUAUUUGCGACACCUGCGCGUGUAUACCUGGAGGACACCUGUUUAUCUCUGUUUCUGUUUCUGUUUUCUGUUUCCUAUUCGGACGAUGAUAUCACGGCUGGAUCUCUGUUUUCGAUUUUUCUGCGCGCUUUAGAUGAUGAUACCUACACGCCUUCGAUGAGCGUCAUGAUCAGUUGUUCCUGGAGGGUUCUGCCACUUGCAGAAAAG
This is a messenger RNA of Alternaria rosae, 2030 nucleotides long. RefSeq lists its product as uncharacterized. The record is from RefSeq and is a predicted model, not a curated record. The coding region runs from base 280 to 1716 and encodes 478 amino acids. Gene Ontology annotation, molecular function: oxidoreductase activity. The transcript has 4 exons. NCBI's taxonomy places the organism in Eukaryota, Fungi, Ascomycota, Dothideomycetes, Pleosporales, Pleosporaceae.